UUCUUCAAACUUCGUCUCCAAUCUUUCUCUCCACCGUCGGACUCGUUUCAUUUCUCUCUGCAAGAUAAAUUCAAUUUCUCUCUUUGUUUUCACAGUGAAGGCAAAAACCAUCAAAGAAUCUUUCAAAUGUUCUAAGUUUUCUUCAACCUUUUCAACUCAAUUUCUUCUCCAAAUUCCUCUUUUGCUUCCGCGGUGGCUACUUCUCGUGUUCUUGGUCCUGUGGACCGUGGUGUUACUGAAUCUCCAUUGAUGACGCCUACUGAGUCUUUGUCUAGUAGUGAACGCUCUCUUUCUGGUGAGUGUUCGGUUGAUGGAAAUGAUAGGGGUAAUGAAGAUGAAUGUUCAAGUCAUAGUAGUCAAGAUGAUAUGGAGCAUAAGGUAGAUCGGUUAGAGCGUAAGUCCAAGAGCAUGCCGAGUGAUAUUCUAGAUAUUUUGGAUGAAAAAUCGAAAGGAAAUGGUGUUGAGAAUGUGCAGUUUUUAUCUGAUCGUGAAGAUGAUAGUGAUGAUGUUCCAGUUUGGGAGCCUCCGGAACCGGAAAAUCCAGAAGAUGAAGUAGAUGGUGUUUUUGCCGAUGAUGAUGAUGAUUGCUGUGAUGGCUCUAAGUGGAACAAAGCAAGUUUAUUAGGGGAAUUGAGUGAGGAAAGUAGUGAAAAGAGAAAGGUUUAUGAAGAAAAUCGAAGAGUGAUGCUUGAGGAGGCAAAUUCAAAGUUUAAGUUCAUUGUUAGUCACCUUAUUAAGUCGGCUGGGUUGUCUAUAGAAGAAAGUGGAUAUUGGAUAGAGAUUGUUGCUAGGUUAUGCUGGGAGGCUGCUUCAAUGUUGAAGCCAGCUAUUGACGGCAAAUCUGUUGAUCCUACUGAGUACAUCAAAGUGAAAUGCAUAGCAACUGGUUCUUGCAUUGACAGUGAAGUUUUCAAAGGCCUUGUUUUCAAGAAACAUGCCGCUCUUAAACACAUGGCAACUAAGUACGAGCAUCCUCGAAUAAUGUUAGUCGAAGGAGUACUGGGUCAUCCGAUAAGUGGGUUUUCGUCUCUCCAAUCAGUGAAUCAGGACAAUGAUUAUCAACUGAAGUAUGUGAAGCCUGUUGUUGAUAUCAUAGAAGCUUCCAAGCCGGACGUCAUGCUGGUGGAAAAAUCUGUUUCACGUGAUAUCCAAAAGUCUAUUCUUGAUAAAGGGGUCACUCUGGUGUUUGACAUGAAGCUCCACCGUCUACAGAGAAUUUCUCGAUGCAUUGGUUCACCAAUUUUGUCAGUUGACUCUCUGUCUAGUCAGAAGUUAAAGCAUUGUGAUUCCUUUCGCAUCGAGAAAAUAGUUGAGGAGCAUAACGCUGUGGGCGAAUCCGAGAAGAAGCCAACUAAAACACUGAUGUUUUUAGAGGGUUGCCCUACCCGCCUUGGCUGCACGAUUUUACUUAAAGGAUGCCACAGUGAUAGGUUGAAAAAGGUCAAAGAAGUAGUACAAUAUUCAUUUAUCAUGGCAUAUCAUCUAAUGCUUGAGGCUUCUUUCCUUGCUGAUCGGCAUACAAUGUUCUCAACCAUCUUUACAAAGGAAUCUACAUCAUGUGUUGUGGAUGUGGAAAUUGAAAAACUUCCACUAUCUCCUUCUCCUCGUGUAUCUGCCUCUGAAGCAGUUGAUAUUCCAGUGUAUAAUGGAUUCGAUGAACAAUCUAUUCAGAUAAAUGGGGAAGCAGAUGGUGAGAAAGUUGGAACUUGGGAAUCAGAUGGAGAUCAUGUGUUCUCUCACGAGCCAUAUAAUCCAGUUAUUUUCACUGGGUUCUCAUCUUUAUCUGCCAGAUUAAGUAAAUAUUUAGGCUUUGUUCAAAAUCCGGAGUCAGUUCCAGUUUCUGUGGAUAAAGAUGUAUCGAAUGUCAGCAAUCUUGAUUCGAUAAGGGAAUCUGCGGAAGAUACUGAAGAAAAGAAUGAGGAUAAACAACCAAUGUUAUUUGAUCCUGAGAUUCCAGUAAACUCGAGUUCAGAAGAUGGAGACAAGUCGCAAACGGAGAAUGAUAUUGAGAGCACCUUGGAGUCUCAGAGUAUAUUGGUCUUAGUGUCAAAGAGGAAUACCCUUAGGGGGAUAAUGUGUGACCAAAGGCAUUUUUCACACAUUAAGUUUUACAAACACUUUGAUGUUCCCUUGGAAAAAUUCCUGCGCGAUAUGUUUAAUCAGAGAAACCUAUGCCAAACGUGCAAUGAAUUUCCGGAGGCACAUCUUUACUAUUAUGCUCAUCAAAAUAAGCAACUAACAAUCCAAAUCAAGCGAAUUCCGGUAGCAAAAGGUUUGUCAGGUGAGGCAAAAGGAAAAAUCUGGAUGUGGAGUCGUUGUGGAAAGUGUAAAACAAAGAAUUCGUCCCGGAAAUCAACAAAACGAGUGCUAAUAUCAACUGCUGCUCGUAGCUUGUCAUUUGGAAAGUUUUUGGAGCUCAGCUUUUCUCAGCACACUUUUCUGAAUAGAUCGUCUAGCUGUGGGCACUCUUUCGACAGUGACUUCCUUCACUUCUUUGGAUUAGGCUCCAUGGUUGCUAUGCUCAGUUACUCCCAAGUCACAUCCUACACAGUGUCUCUGCCACCCAUGAAGCUGGAAUCUAGCAUUUUAAUAAAAGCUGGUUGGCUUGAGAAAGAAUUCCAAAUAGUAUUCACUAAAGGGAUCUCUUUGUUCGGAGACGCUACUGGUUUUCUUAAGAGACUAAGAUCACAAUUCAAUUCAGAUCUCAGAUAUCAGCGUGCACACAAACUCCUUUCUAACAUUGAGGAGUUGCUGAAGCACGAGCGUCACGUAUUUGAGGAAAACAUCAAGAACUCGUUUGACAAGGCUAAAACCAUAGAUGAUGUUUCACACAGACUGCUCCGCUUAAACCGCAUGAGGUGGGAACUUCUGCUUCAAGCUCUCAUCUGGAACUAUCGGUUACAGUCGCUGGUUUUAUCUGAUCGUUUGCUACCUUCAAAUGAUGAGACGGAGAUAAAUGAACAAGGUUUGAAGACUGUUUCCGAGGCUGGAAUGACCAGAUAUGAAAAUGAUGACAAAGUUUCUGAUUCUGGUAGCAAUGGAGUCAUGGACACUCCAGUUGUUGAAGACAAAGAUAUACCAAUCGCUGGAGCGUCUGUUGGGGACAAUGAUCAGAUGGAAGAAUCGUAUGUGCCUGAAGACAAUGAAUCACAAACUUUGCGCAGCUCCAGUCCCGAUUCAACCUCUCCCAUCAACAAUCAUUUCGACACUCAUUUGGCUGUUAAUGUCCAUUCAACCAAUGGAAAAGAAGCGGACAAAUCAAUUCCAGUUACUGGAGAUUCAUUGGAUGAUGAGGUUGCUGCCUCUAAUGGGCCAUACAUCUUAGGUUGGGAUGAGUGGUUUUGGCUGCCAUUUGAAGAGCUACGUUCGAAGCGGAUUGUCGAUAUUGAGAAGGAAUACUUGUUGAAAUUUGAGUAUGUUAACAACUUUACCCAAGAAAACCUACAGACGGUGAACCAGAUAAUCACUGAGGAAAGUUCUCGUCUGCGCAUCUCUUUGAAGGAUGAUGAUUUCAUUGUGUCAGACUAUGAAGAUGAGCUGUCCAGCCUAAUUGCUUGCGCGCUUGCCCACCUGAACAAUGAUGAGAACAGAAAGCCUCUUUCAAGGUGUAUACAUGGAUCUCUUCAAGGGUUCUUAGAUAAUAAUCAAGAUUCUAAGCAAACUGACUGUGAGGUUUCCCGUUUCUCGAGUGAGAGUACAAAUCGGUUGGAAACACUACCCCCUCCAGAGGUCCUUGUUACUUUUGGGUCACUCAAAUCAAUUGGAAAACCCAAAUACUCUAUCGUGUCCCUAUAUGCAGAUGAUUUCCGCGAGCUCAGAAAACACUGUUGUUCAUCAGAGCUUGAUUAUAUAGCUUCACUAAGCCGUUGUAAGCCAUGGGAUGCUAAGGGUGGGAAGAGCAAAUCCGUGUUCGCUAAGACUUUGGAUGAUAGGUUCAUCGUAAAAGAGAUCAAGAAGACAGAGUAUGAAUCAUUUGUGACAUUUGCUCCGGAGUAUUUCAAAUACAUGAAGGACUCGUAUGAUCUAGGCAACCAGACUUGUCUUGCCAAAGUUCUUGGGAUCCAUCAGGUAACUGUAAGGCAGCCAAAGGGUGGUGGGAAAGAGAUACGGCACGACCUGAUGGUGAUGGAGAAUCUCAGUUUUGGCAGAAAAGUUACUCGCCAGUAUGAUCUCAAAGGCGCUCUGCAUGCUCGGUUUACAGCCACUUCUGCUAAUGGCGCAGAAGAUGUUCUAUUGGAUCAGAACUUUGUCAAUGACAUGAACAAAUCCCCACUUUACGUUAGCAAAACAUCAAAGCAAAAUCUCCAAAGAGCGGUUUAUAAUGACACCAGCUUCCUAACCAGCAUAAACGUGAUGGACUACUCGCUGCUGGUUGGAGUUGAUGAUGAGAAUCAUGAGCUAGUGUGUGGGAUCAUCGAUUAUCUGAGACAAUACACAUGGGACAAGCAGUUAGAGACAUGGGUGAAAUCGUCUUUGGUGGUGCCAAAGAAUGUGCAGCCGACAGUGAUCAGCCCGAUUGAUUACAAGACGAGGUUCAGGAAAUUCAUGAAGACACAUUUCUUGUGCGUCCCUGACCAGUGGUGCGAUCAAGGGGACUUUUAAGGGCAAAAAGCAUAUGAUUAUAGCUUGAAAGUAGAAGAUAUUUGCUUAUACCCGGUCUAAUCUCUCAUAUAUAUAUAUUUUGACAAAAAAAAAAAAAUCUCUCAUAUGAUUCUUUCAUUUGAUUAAACUUCACAUGUAUAUAGAGACAGCUCCAGUUUUUAUCUACCCCAUCAUUGUGCAGUUUUUUAGCAAGUUUCUGGGGUAGAUUUUAAGUGAUUGGAUUGUCUCUUGUGUCUGUCUUUUCUCCAUUUCAUUGAAAGGCAGAUUCAAGCAAGUGAAAGUCUGUACUUAAAAAAAAAAAAACAAAGUGUCAGUUGGUACAUGUGAAAGUAUUGUUUUUGUAUAAGAAAGAAGAAAAGGAAAGUGUUUAUUGUUA
Molecule: messenger RNA, 4978 nt
Organism: Arabidopsis lyrata subsp. lyrata
Lineage: Eukaryota; Viridiplantae; Streptophyta; Magnoliopsida; Brassicales; Brassicaceae
Product: putative 1-phosphatidylinositol-3-phosphate 5-kinase FAB1D
Exons: 13
Coding region: 250-4602 (1450 amino acids)
Biological process (GO): phosphatidylinositol phosphate biosynthetic process
Cellular component (GO): endosome membrane
Molecular function (GO): 1-phosphatidylinositol-3-phosphate 5-kinase activity; ATP binding
Source: RefSeq, a predicted model, not a curated record